CCCACAGAACGCUGAAGAUAGCCUACAAUACUUCUUCUUUUUCUUCUCAUAUUUUGUACUAUUUGUAGGUUAUUCUUAUAUUUCUUAUUCAAAUUGAAAUUUUUUGAUAAGCUUUCACCAAACUGAAAAAGAAAACCAUGUUGAAAAUGAUACACUUCCUUUUAGCUGCAAUAAAAACCAUCCUGGCCCUGAUGAUAUUUUUCGUCCUCACACUUUGCCUGAUAACACCACUGUACUACGUGUACUUGAAGAGAAAAUUCAAACAAGAAAGGCUGAAAAAACUACCCCAAAAGCUUCAAGUUGGGAUAUUUCAUCCAUACUGCAAUGCUGGAGGUGGAGGAGAAAAAGUCUUAUGGGUGGCAAUUCAGGCCCUACAGAAAAAGUACCCAAAGGCAGAGUUUUAUAUUUACACAGGGGACAUAGAAGCUACUUCCAUGGAGAUUCUUGAUAAAGUUAGAAAAAGACUCAAUGUAGAAGUACUUGACACUGUUAAAUUCAUAUACUUGCACAAGCGAAAGUGGGUGGAAGGAGAUAUGUAUCCAUAUUUCACACUUCUUGGACAAGCUUUAGGUUCUGUCUUUUUGGGUUAUGAAGCUUUAAAUCAACUAAACCCAGAUAUUUUUAUUGACACCACUGGUUUUACAUUCACUUUGCCCCUCUUCAAAUACAUUGGUGGAUGUAAGACUGGUUGUUAUAUACAUUAUCCUACUAUAACCAAUGAAAUGUUGAAGAGGGUAUCAAACAGACAAGCCAUUUACAAUAACAGUGGAGUGAUUGCUAGGAGUCCUAUACUCACUAUGGCCAAGUUGUUAUAUUAUCAUAUUUUUGCAUGGGCAUACUCCCUAGCAGGCCAAUGCUCCGACAUCACUCUAGUCAACUCCACCUUCACCAUGGAACACCUCAACGCCCUGUGGAACCGGCCUCUCCACCUCGUCUUCCCCCCCUGCGAAACCGACCAUUUGAAGAAGUUGUCUCGUCCCACCGUGAAAACCCCCAAGGUCCGCAUCAUGUCUUUAGCCCAAUUCCGGCCGGAAAAGGACCAUCCUUUGCAGCUGCAAGCCAUGUACGAGCUCAGGGAGAUCGUUCCUGAGGAGGUUUUCGGUAAUGUCAUGCUGGUGUUGUGUGGGAGUUGUCGCAAUGAAGAGGACAGAAGGCGAGUGAAGGACCUGCAGGAUUUUAGCAAACACCUGAGCCUCGAAAACAACGUCGAGUUCAAAGUGAACGUCCCUUACGAAGACCUGCUGGAGGAGUUCCAGAAAGCUAGCAUCGGAAUCCACACGAUGCUAGACGAGCAUUUCGGCAUCAGUGUGGUGGAGCAAAUGGCCGCGGGGUUGAUCGUGGUUGCUCACAGGUCCGGAGGCCCUUUGCUGGACAUAAUCGAGACCUCGGAAGGGUCCAGGCUGGGCUUCCUAGCGCAGACCGCGGACGAAUUCGCGCACAUCAUCAAGUUCAUUCUGCAGCUGAGCGAAGAGGAGGUGGGAGAAAUAAGGGAGAGGGCCAGAGCGUCAGUGGAUCGGUUCAGCAACAAGAAGUUCCAGGAGGAGUUCUUGAGAGCCGUCGAGCCGCUCUUCAAAUGACUACUAUUUUUUUAAUGACUGAAAAACCUUCUUUGUAGGCUUGAAAAGAAAUAUAUGUGAUAUUGCUUCCACAUUUGUUAUUUUUUGUGCCUUGUAAUGGAAUAUAAUCACGCCAUAAUAAUUGGCGUCAGUGAAUGCAAUAGGUCCAACAACAAGAAGAUCCAGAAGGAUUUUUUGAGAACCGUGGAGCAGCUCUUCAAAUAACUAUACUCUCCUUGUAAACGACUGUAAAACCUUCUGUGUAGGCAUUAAAAGGAUUCAAUGUGAUGUUGGUUCCA
Molecule: messenger RNA, 1855 nt
Organism: Phaedon cochleariae (mustard beetle)
Lineage: Eukaryota; Metazoa; Arthropoda; Insecta; Coleoptera; Chrysomelidae
Source: the annotation of a GenBank genome assembly